AUGGGUGAUGCUCCUCUUCCUCCGGGCUCCGGGAAAGAGUUCACCCAGAUUCAUCAGCCACACAUUAACUACAACAACCAUCAGCAGCAACAUGCGUUCGCAUCCCAGUACGACAUGACACAACAGCAGCAGCCUUUCGGUCGCGGCCUGUCUGGGCCAUACAAUAUGGGUGUUAUGAUGCAUGCUCUCCCUCAUCCCAGUUACCGCCCAGGUCAGCAGCAGCAACACCAGUAUGGUAGCCCACCAAACACCAACGGCAAUGCCCAGUCGAUGCCACAGGGUCAUGCCAACAAUGCUAUGAGUUCCAUGCCCGUUCCUCCUCCGCAGUAUUAUAUGCAGCAGCAACAUGGACUGCCGCCGCAGUAUUACCCCCAGCAGAUGCAGGGCUCGCAGCAGCAGCAGCAGCAGCGGGGUUCAAUGUCACCCAGAGCCAAUAUGGCGCUCUAUCAGCAGCCACACACACAAGGACAGCAAUACUACUAUCCACAGGGGGCCCAAUUCCCAACCCAUGGACCAAUUCCGCAGAACCCGAUGCUUGCAGGUCCGUACCCACUGGCGAGUCCUAUGCAACAUGCCGAUCAUCGCGUUGCGCAACGGCAAGUGGGUGAUCAGAGAGACGGGGACAACACGGAACAGUCGCAGCCCCGAGCCGAUGGGGCUAGGUUCGAAUCGCAAUCCAAUGUCGUCCGUGGUCCGCCUCGAAAGCCAAGACAAAGUGGACACGCUAUCUGGAUUGGCAACUUACCGCCGCAGACCGAUUUGAUGAGCCUGGUUUAUCACGUGUGCAAGGAGGCGCCUGGACUGGAGUCUCUGUUUCUUAUAUCCAAGAGCAACUGUGCAUUCGCCAACUUCAAGGAUGAAGAAUCCUGCGUUUCAGCCCAGCAAAAAAUCCACGACUCCAAGUUUCAGUCGGUCAGGCUUGUCAGCCGCCUGCGCAAGAGCACCGUCGAGGGGGCAUCUGGACUAACAGCCCCGACCGGACCGGCUGCGUCAGCUCCACAAUCUAAUAUUUCUCAGGAGGUCAAGGGUGACGCGGUAUCUGUGGUGACGACUGAGGAUGCGACUGGGUCGUCAAAUGUUUCGUCUCCCAAGGUCGCCUCACCGGCGCCUGCGGAACCGGACCGAUCUGCGCCACAGAAGGAGAAGUACUUUAUUCUCAAGAGUUUGACUGUCGAAGACCUAGAGCAAAGCAUCAAGACAGGAAUCUGGGCCACCCAAGCGCACAACGAGAAAGCUUUAAACAAGGCCUAUGAGACCGCAGAGUCUGUAUACUUGAUAUUCUCGGCCAACAAGUCUGGAGAAUAUUUCGGCUACGCUCGCAUGACAUCUCAAAUCAACGAAGACCCGGCAGCGGCGGUCGAGUUCGCGCCCAAGGCACAGGCGGCCAGCGACGUGGCGUUACCAAAGGCCAUACCGACCGAGGCUAAUGAAUACAUGCCCAAGGGCAGCAUAAUGGAUGACUCGGAGCGGGGCACUAUAUUCUGGGAGGCCGACCCUCCCGAGGACGCUGAUGGGGUUGACGGCAACGAUACAACGAAUACAGCAGCAGCUGACGAUGCCACUAGCACCAAAAGUGGCGAGACGGGCAGUGCCGACUCGAAAGUAUGGGGCAAGCCUUUCCAGAUCGAAUGGUUGAGCGUGGCGCGACUGCCGUUCUAUCGUACCAGAGGUAUCAGGAACCCGUGGAACUCGAACAGGGAGGUCAAGAUUGCUAGGGAUGGUACGGAACUCGAGCCCAGCGUUGGAAGAAAGUUGACUGGGCUCUUCACAAUGCGGGGCGUAGGCCAGCUGCAACAGCAACCGCAUCAUCAGCACCAUUUUAUGGGCGGCGGUAUGCCGAUGCCGGGCGGCAUGGUUCCUGGGUAUCCGCCCAUGUAUGCGCAAUAG
This is a messenger RNA of Pyricularia pennisetigena, 1887 nucleotides long. RefSeq lists its product as uncharacterized. Gene Ontology annotation, biological process: regulation of alternative mRNA splicing, via spliceosome; mRNA splicing, via spliceosome. The coding region runs from base 1 to 1887 and encodes 628 amino acids. Gene Ontology annotation, cellular component: nucleoplasm. The transcript has 4 exons. Gene Ontology annotation, molecular function: mRNA binding; N6-methyladenosine-containing RNA reader activity. Lineage: Eukaryota; Fungi; Ascomycota; Sordariomycetes; Magnaporthales; Pyriculariaceae. The record is from RefSeq and is a predicted model, not a curated record.